AUGGCCGACCUCCCAAUCCUCCAAGACCAGGCCUUCCAAGAUCGCGUUCGCGUCUUCCAAGAAUUCCUCGACCACCAAACCGAUGAAGUCGGCCGCACAAAUUACCGCGACGCGAUCAAGCGCAUGCUCAACAUAGGCGAACGCCGCCUCGUCGUCUCCCUCGACGAGAUCCGGGACUACAACCGAGAAUACUCAGAUGGGAUCUUGAACCAUCCGUCGGAUUAUUUACCCGCGUUUGAUAUGGCGCUCAAGGAUGUUGUCAAUACGGUACAGGAUCCGACGAGGCAUAAGGUUACGGUGGAUACCGUGUUCUACGUUGCGUUCCGCGGGAGUUUCGGGGAUCAUCACGUCAAUCCACGAACACUCCGUGCGCAGCAUUUGGGAAAGUUGAUUUCGCUUGAGGGAAUCGUGACGAGGUGUUCGCUUGUGCGACCGAAGGUUGUUAAGUCUGUGCAUUAUUGUGAGGAGACGAAGUUGUUUCAUUACCGUGAGUAUCGGGAUCAGACGAUGACGGGUGGGAAUGCGCCGGCUACGACAUCGAUUUAUCCUACUGAGGAUGCGGAUGGGAAUCCGCUCGUUACGGAGUUUGGGUAUUCGACGUAUCGUGACCACCAAACGAUUUCGAUUCAGGAGAUGCCAGAGCGAGCGCCUGCGGGUCAGUUACCGAGAAGUAUUGAUGUGAUCAUGGAUGAUGACUUGGUUGAUCGUGUCAAGCCUGGAGAUCGUAUCCAGCUUGUUGGGCAGUAUCGUACACUUGGUAACCGCAAUCCGUCGUCGAGCAGCGCAACGUUCAGGACGUUGUUGAUUGCGAAUAAUGUCAUGUUGCUCUCGUCGAAGGCUGGAGGAGGUAUCGCGCAGGUUACGAUCACUGAUACCGAUAUCCGCAACAUCAACAAGAUCUCGAAGAAGCGCAAUAUCUUUGAGCUCCUCUCACAAUCCUUGGCACCAUCGAUUUUCGGACACGAUCACAUCAAGAAGGCGAUCUUGCUGCUGUUGCUCGGUGGUAUGGAAAAGAACUUGGAGAAUGGAACGCAUAUCCGUGGUGAUAUCAAUAUCCUCAUGGUCGGUGACCCGUCUACAGCUAAGUCUCAGAUGCUCCGUUUCGUGUUGAACACGGCUCCUCUGGCGAUUGCUACUACGGGUCGUGGAUCUUCGGGAGUCGGUUUGACCGCUGCUGUCACGUCUGACAAGGAGACUGGAGAGAGGAGGCUCGAGGCUGGUGCAAUGGUUCUUGCUGACCGUGGUAUCGUGUGUAUUGACGAGUUCGAUAAGAUGAGUGAUGUUGACCGUGUUGCUAUCCACGAAGUCAUGGAGCAACAGACCGUCACUAUUGCUAAGGCUGGUAUCCAUACUUCGCUUAACGCACGAUGCAGUGUCAUCGCUGCUGCCAACCCUAUCUACGGACAGUAUGACACGCACAAGGAUCCGCACAAGAACAUUGCGUUGCCGGAUUCCUUGCUUUCGCGUUUCGAUCUGUUGUUCGUUGUUACGGAUGAGAUCAACGAUGCCCGUGAUCGUGCCAUCUCGGAACACGUCCUGCGUAUGCACAGGUACCUCGCUCCGGGUAAGGAGGAGGGCGAGCCUGUCCGCGACGGCGCUCAGCAGCAGAGUUUGGACGUUGGAGGCGUGGAGGAGGUUGAGCUGCGCGAGACACCCGUGUUCGAGAAGUUCAAUGAGAUGUUGCAUGCUGGUGUAACUCUCACCACUGGCCGUGGUGCGAAUAAGAAGAAGGAGGUAUUGAGUAUCCCUUUCAUCAAGAAGUACAUCCAGUACGCCAAGAACAGGAUUAAGCCUGUCUUGACUAAGGCUGCAAGUGACCAUAUCGUCGCUACCUACGGCGCUCUCCGUAACGACGAGAUCGGCGCGAAUCAGCGCAAGACUUCGCCCAUGACUGCGCGUACACUCGAGACCCUUAUUCGUCUGUCGACUGCGCACGCGAAGGCACGAUUGUCGCAGAGGGUCGAGGAGAAGGACGCGAAGGCCGCAGAGGCGAUCUUGAGGUUUGCGUUGUUCAAGGAAGUCGUGGAGCCCGAGAGACGGAAGAGGAGGAGGAUGGAUGUUGAUGGUGCUGCUGAUGAGAGUGGCAGCAGUGAUGAUGAUGAGGAUGGAAGAAGCACAACUGCGCAGACUGAUGUCGAUGCGGAUGCCAUGGAUGUUGAGGAGGAAGAGGAGCAGGUAGAGCCUACGAGUUCGAGACGGCCAAGAAGAACGCACAACACCCAAAGUGAUGCCAUGGAGGUUGAUGAAGACACUCAGCAGUCAUGGGCUUCGGAGCGUUCGCAGCUUGAGUCACAAUCGCAGACACAGACGCAGCAGGAUACCGUACAGCAAGACGCUACCUCUAUCUCUGCAGAGCGUCUUGGUCUUUUCCGGAAACAGUUGGGUAAGCUCCUUAACUCGGCCAUCUUUGACGAGGAGGGUGCGAGCCCAAUUGAUGAGAUCGUGCCUGAAGUCAACAAGGAUUUGACCGAGGAGGAGAUCUUUACUGCUAGGGAGGCACGGGCUGCGUUGGAUAAGAUGAGUGAUGAGGGUAAGAUUUACAUCUCGGAGGACAAGGUCUACAGGAUUUAG
This is a messenger RNA of Saitoella complicata NRRL Y-17804, 2571 nucleotides long. Its product is annotated as MCM-domain-containing protein. The record is from RefSeq and is a predicted model, not a curated record. The coding region runs from base 1 to 2571 and encodes 856 amino acids. Lineage: Eukaryota; Fungi; Ascomycota; Saitoellomycetes; Saitoellales; Saitoellaceae. Gene Ontology annotation, biological process: mitotic DNA replication initiation; DNA replication; DNA strand elongation involved in DNA replication. Gene Ontology annotation, cellular component: nucleus; MCM complex. The transcript is spliced from 2 exons. Gene Ontology annotation, molecular function: single-stranded DNA binding; ATP binding; single-stranded DNA helicase activity.